This is a messenger RNA of Purpureocillium lilacinum, 366 nucleotides long. Lineage: Eukaryota; Fungi; Ascomycota; Sordariomycetes; Hypocreales; Ophiocordycipitaceae. The record is from RefSeq and is a predicted model, not a curated record.
AUGCUGGGGGGCGAGUCUGCCGUGGCGAUGGAUAGGAGAACAAGGGAAGGAGCUCCUUCCUCGCUUCGACGGCAACGUGCGGGAACGACACUGUGCAGCACGGCGCCACGUAACGAGAGCGAGCCCAAUGGUGUGAUACUAAGAGACAGCGGUAGUAUUCUAAGGAAGUCUGAGUGGAAAUUCAUUGGAUUUCCGAGCAUCAGCUCGCGUCCCGUCGUCGUGAUGGCAGUGUCUGCCACAGCUGCACACACGAGAGUUCAUGCCAGUGGUGUUGAGCCGGUGGGCGGAGGGCUGACUUGCUUCAAACAGUGCGCGACAACGACCACCUCCUUCCUCCGGCUCAAGGCAGCAGCAGUAAUGGCGUGA